ACCAGAACUGCUCUUGGCGCGUGGCUCGUGGACGUGCGGGGCGGCUGGGUGGGGCAGGUGCACGGGUGGAGCCGAGGCUCUGUUUCUUUCCCUGGGUGGUGUCCCCACUGCCGGGCUUCUCCCGCUCUUAGCUCUCCGGGGAGGUCCCCUGUGAAGGGCCUGUCCUUCCUGUCCCCUCCCUCGGAUCAUUAAUGAACACUCUCUCUCUCUUUUUCCUCUGCAGCGAUUGGGCUGUCGGAAUCAAAGAGGCCCUCCGGUGACUCAGGCGUUUCCCAUUGCCCUAUUCUAGCAUCCUCUACUCUUAGCACUGAGAGUUUUUCACGUCCUAUUUGGAACUGAUAGGAAACCCUUUCAUUGUUUCGCUACAUGGAUAUUAGCACUGAUGAAGGAAGCGCUCCAUCAGAUAGUCGGCCGCUGCAGCGAGCUGGUUUCCAGCACGAGCCUGCCCAGACUCAGCGUCUUCCAUCUCCAGGGACCCCCGGAUUCUCAGCCCCUGAGCACCCUGGGCCAGGAUGGAUGGAGGCUUCUAGGCAGCUCAGGGUGUCUGGCACCAGAGACACUCAGGGGCCUGGAGACUGAGGAGUCUGGCCCCUGUACCCACCCACUACCAUUUGACAUUGUAGAGAGAGAGAGAGAGACAGAUGAUGACCUCAGGCAGGGGUGGCUUCUCCAAUCACCACGAUGUGCCAGGACUCUUCUCGGCCACUGUGGGCGUUUCCUCACCCCUCCCUCCCAGGCAUCAAGCUCUGGUUUCCAGCCGUAUCCCUUGAAGUCUCUGAGCAACUUCCCUUUCAGCUAUUUUCCAUGACCUAGUCCUGGGCAAGGCUUCAUUUGAAUGAAAGGUUCUGCUGAAAAAAAAAAAA
This is a messenger RNA of Sapajus apella (tufted capuchin), 863 nucleotides long. Its product is annotated as protein GR6-like. NCBI's taxonomy places the organism in Eukaryota, Metazoa, Chordata, Mammalia, Primates, Cebidae. The record is from RefSeq and is a predicted model, not a curated record.